Molecule: messenger RNA, 884 nt
Organism: Nicotiana tabacum (common tobacco)
Lineage: Eukaryota; Viridiplantae; Streptophyta; Magnoliopsida; Solanales; Solanaceae
Source: RefSeq, a predicted model, not a curated record
GGUUCAACCACGGGUUUGCAGGUUCGACAAAACUCAGUAUUUCGAGUUUGAAGAUUUAUAUAUGUACGAAAAACAAUUAUUAUAACGUUAGAUAUAUAUUUCAGAAUUCAUUCUCUCAAUUCAAAACUCACAACGUCUAAAUUCUAAUAUCAUCUGUUGAUUAUAUGUCGGAAAGACAUCUCGGACGAAGAAUUCCAAUGUGCGAGAGAGCUAGUAGUAGCAGUGUACAAAAACCGUCAUUUCCCACGCGACGAACAUCAAAGCAGCAUAGGAAGAGAAAAACUAUAGAAAGAUGUAAAUCUGAGCCUUGUCUUUGGAGGGUUAAUGGAGUUGGUGAUAAUGAAGAUGAUCGUCGAGAUGUGACGACGUCGUUGGAGGUUCUUUUGCGGCCACAAACUUGUUCAAAUAUAUUUUUUUCGCCGGAUUAUUUGAAUAAUGUUUCAUCUCCGCAAGGUUCUAGGGGGUACAAUAAAGAUGCAAAAGUUGUGGUUAAUGUCACAGUUGAGGGCACUCCUGGACCAAUUCGAACCAUGGUCAAGUUAGGGUCCAGUGUCGACGAGACCAUAAGAUUUGUGCUAAGCAAAUAUAGAGAAGAAGGCCGCAGUCCUCAUCUUGAUAAAAGUUCGCCUUCAUCAUUCAAAUUAUACUCUUCUUACUUCAGUCUUGAGAGUUUGAGUAAUACAGAUAUGAUUGGAGAUGUGUGGAGCAGAAGCUUUUAUCUUCGCAAGAGUAAUAGUAAUGGAAAUAAUUCAAGAAAUGCAGAAAUAGCAACGGACAUUACUUCAAUGGAGGCAAAUUCUAAUCCAAUUAUUGUUGUGAUCAAUAAAAUCAUUAGAACAAGCAAGCUUUGGAAAUUCCUUGGUUGCAUACGGUGUUUUGGAUAA